Molecule: messenger RNA, 839 nt
Organism: Schistosoma curassoni
Lineage: Eukaryota; Metazoa; Platyhelminthes; Trematoda; Strigeidida; Schistosomatidae
Source: the annotation of a GenBank genome assembly
GAUUGGUCACCUCAGGGAUUUGUUCAAGGGCAGUGCAUCUUUGAAAUUUGUGCUCUAGCAGAAUGAUGGCAGUAUCGAUAGAUGAUAGCGAGAAUAACUUCACUGAAAAAAACAGAACUACAAAUAUUAAAAAAAUUACGAGUAUAGCAAAAUCAUGGGGAAUUAAUGGAAAAAUGACAAUACAUGAACUUGGUUUGCUUCUCGUCGAAAAGUCCUCAACAUAUCCCGUGCGUAAGAAUCUUUUGGAAGCAUUUCAUUUAUUGUAUCUACUGAAAGCAUCCGAUGAAACUUAUCCAUUAGUUAUUAUCGAAAAAAUCAUCACUUGUUUGACUUUAUCACUCACACAUGAAUAUAAACUUGAAGCAUUGAAAAUACUACUAUUGAUAGCUCAGGAGGAGAAAGGAUUGCGCAAUAUAUUAAGGUUGCAAGGUUGUGAUGCUACGCUCAAUCUGUUGUUUAAAGCUGAAGAAGUCUUGAAACCUUACUGUUUAAAUCUAUUGAUCAGAAUUUCAGAAUCUUUGAGGGGAAGGAUUGCUAUUCUUGAAUAUGCGGACUCGUCUCAGCAACUCCUUCUACAACUACAAAAGUCGAAAAAAUUUAGUAAUCUAAUACUUCAGCUCAUAACUAAUUUGUUGGGAGUACCUACAGCUAGAAAAAUGUUCAGUGUUCCAAAAUUUAUCAGUUAUUUAUCCAGUAAAUCAGAUGAUUCAGAAUUAAAUCUACGCAAACAAUUAUUAUUAUGGUUAGUUAAUUUACCAAGUCAAAAUCUAGUUGAUCAUUUGGCUUCACAAUAUGGUUUACAUGAUCAAAAUUGGAAUAUUUCAACCGAAAACAAGUAA